This is a messenger RNA of Chinchilla lanigera (long-tailed chinchilla), 2344 nucleotides long. RefSeq names its product G protein-coupled receptor 132 (gene Gpr132). The transcript has 3 exons. Gene Ontology annotation, biological process: G protein-coupled receptor signaling pathway; negative regulation of G2/M transition of mitotic cell cycle; G1/S transition of mitotic cell cycle. The coding region runs from base 425 to 1540 and encodes 371 amino acids. The record is from RefSeq and is a predicted model, not a curated record. Gene Ontology annotation, molecular function: G protein-coupled receptor activity. Gene Ontology annotation, cellular component: membrane. Lineage: Eukaryota; Metazoa; Chordata; Mammalia; Rodentia; Chinchillidae.
CCUGUUCUGGGCGGGGAUCAGCCCCUGCCCCCCCAUUCCCUGCCUCUCCAGGAUGGGGUGUGGCCUGCACAGAGCUUCCCCGUGGUCUCUUCUGUGCCUGGAGAUAUGAGGGCCCCCGCUUGGACUGGGGCCCCCUAGCACAGAUCUCCCUCAGGUCAUGGCCUGCUCACAGAGGCUGCUGGGGGCCGUCUGCCUGGUCUUCCCCGGCUGGUGACAACUGAGGGGCUCCCCAGGACAGCAGCCUGGAUCCCCCACCUUGGCCGCUCUGUAAGCUCCAGGAGGUGGGGUGGCUGCACUCUGACAGCCUUGGGGGAAUCGAUGACCCGGUUACUCUGAACAGUCAGGGUGUCCUCGCUAGGCAGCAAGACGCAUGACGUGGGCGAGGAAGCUUGCUUUGGAGCCGCCCUGAGCCUGGACCACAGCUAUGCCAGAAAACACCACCCUGGUGGCGGCCCCGGACCUCGCCGGGGAGCUCUGCAACGUGUCCUUCGAUGACAGCAAGGUGACACUGCUGGUGGUGUACAGUGUGGUGUGUGCGCUGGGGCUGCCAGCCAAUUGCCUGACGGCCUGGCUGACGCUGCUGCAGGCCCUACAGGGCAACACACUGGCCAUCUACCUGUUCUUUCUGGCACUCUGUGAGCUGUUCUACAUCAGCACGCUACCGCUGUGGGUCAUCUACAUCCGGAACCAGCACCACUGGACCCUGGGCCCACGUGCCUGCAGAGUGACCGCCUACAUCUUCUUCUGCAACAUCUACGUCAGCAUUCUCCUGCUCUGCUGCAUCUCCUGCGACCGCUUCGCAGCAGUGGUGUACGCGCUGGAAAGCCGGGGCCGCCGCCACCAGAAGACCGCUGUGCUCAUCUCAGUGAGCAUCUUUGUCCUGGUCGGGCUCGUGUACUCCCCGGUGUUCCGCAUGGAGGUGGUGAAGGGAACCUGCUUUGAGCCCCUGCGGAUGAACACCAGCAUCGCUGGCUACCACUACGCACGCUUUGCCGUGGGCUUCGCGCUUCCUCUCGGCAUCAUUGCCUUCACCAACCACCGCAUGUUCCGUAGCAUCAAGCUGAGCGGGGGCCUGACCACUGCCCAGAAGGCCAAGGUGAAGCACUCAGCCAUCGCGGUCGUCCUCAUCUUCCUGGUCUGCUUUGCCCCGUAUCACGUGGUGCUUCUCAUCAAAGCCGCUGCCUUCUCCUACUACAGAGGGGACAGGGACGCCGUUUGUGCCUUCGAAGCCAGUGUGUACACGGCCUCCGUGGUAUUUCUGUGCCUGUCCACGGUCAACAGCGUGGCUGACCCCAUCAUCUAUGUGCUGGUCACAGACAACUCCCGGCAAGAGGUGGCCAGAAUCCACCAGGGCUGGAAAAAGUGGUCCACGAAGAUAGAGGACCCCAGGCUCACACAGUGGAAGGAGUCGGAAGAGAUGGGCUCGCCCACGGCACUCACCCACAACUACACAUUCCCCGCACCUGGCAACCCCCCAGGGCCACAGCCAGCUGAGUGGGGCUCCCUGUAUACCCUGGAAGUCCCGACCGAGGAGCUGUGACAGGCAGGGGGCCUCUUUAUCUGCCACACGUCCUGGCUGGCUUCCUUGGCUGCCCUCAGCAGCAGGCUGCCGGCAGAGCUUGGUUGAUGACUUCAUUUUCUGUGCUUUUUGGCAAGAGUUGCUGGGUGUUUGCUGCUAUGUGUCCUGGGGCUUCCACAGUUCUGUCUCAGAGGAAUAUGAGGGUCAAGGUCACUGUCCCAGUGCCUGGGCACCGCCAGGAGCUACAGGGGUGGGGUGGUGGCGGGGCUGGGGUACAGUGGUGGCUGCUCCCACCCCCUGCAGGGUGACUGCCCUCUUCUAUUAGUCCGAAGUGUUGAUCACCCCAGGAGGCUGUGACAGGCUGCUGGCCUCCCAGAGGCAGGGGAGUACAGGGCCACCCCAAUAUCUGCCUCAUUGCUGCAGGGAACUUGGGCUAGGUCUCCGGACAGAUGGUGAACCUAGGAGCAAGUGACUGCACUCAGCCCCCAGUCCUGACUGAGGGUAGGCAAGAGGGAGACCUUGUGGCUCAGUGUCAGAGCCUCUCCCAGCCCCGUGAGCCUCAUCAAGGCCAGGUCGCCUUGGUGCCUCCGUCCUCCCAUCUGGAAAAUGGGGCCAAGGACACCUACCUCACUGACUCUGCCACUCCUCUCCCGGGUGCUCCUCACAGCUGGUGGGAAGCCCAGCCAUGCCCAGAGUGCGGCCUGGGAAAGCCCAGUUGAGCCCUCAGGUCUGUCAGGCAGCUGUGGUCUGCCACUCUUCAUCAUUAUAGGUGUCAAAAAAAAAUACAUAUAUAUACUCACACACAUAUAUAUAGGGAAAGUAAAA